GACUGCCUGGUUGAGAGGUGUUCACUGGCAGACGUGUUCUCGCUACAGGAAGGUGACGUUGUGUGUUUCACUUUCCCCUGUGUACCUUGACGCCCAAUCACUUACCAAGGGUUUCGAGUAAGGCUGAAGGACAACAUGAAGGUGAUGCUGGUGUUGGCGGCGGUGCUCGCUUCCUGCCUUGCCAUCCCACUAGAAGACCCUGUGGCAGGCCUUAGUGAGGGUGCAAAUUGUGUCCCUGGGUCACGCUGGAAAAAUGACUGCAACUGGUGUAGUUGUACUGAAACUGGCAUUGGCAUGUGUACUUUGAUGGCCUGUGUGCCAGAAUUUAAUGUUGAACCUGAGGAGCUUGUAUGUGAAGGUGACGCCAGAUGGAAGUUUGAUCAUUGUAACUGGUGCAGUUGUGUCAAUGGCACUGGUGUUUGUUCCAAGAAAAUCUGUGAACAAGAGUGCAAGGGCGACCCUAAUACUAGCCGUUGGAGGGUGGAAUGCAACUGGUGUCGAUGCAUAAGUGGAUAUGGAGUUUGCACCCGCAAGGGAUGCCCAAAAGUUAUUAUGGACCGACUAGAUAAUACAAAUGAGUGUGAAGGAACACCAGAGUGGAAGAAGGACUGCAACACCUGCAAUUGUGUUAGUGGCAGAGCAGUGUGCACUACCAAGUAUUGUGGGGCUUCUCCUGACACACCAAAUACCACUGGCAUAGAGGUAAACCAGGAAGAGCGUACUUGUACUGAAGGAUCAAGGUGGCGAGUAUCUUGCAAUUGGUGCUUUUGUGCAAAUGGAGUUAGCAGCUGCACAAAAUUAGGAUGUCGACCAGAUCAUGAUCUACUAGCGCUUGAGUCAGGUGAAGCAAAUUGUGUUGGUGACUCUAAAUGGAAAGUAGGUUGCAACUGGUGCUCAUGUCAUAAUGGCAGAGGAAUGUGCACAAAAGAUGGCUGUUUUGAAGAGUCUAAAAUGGGCCUUGGAGUGGUGGUAAAUCAGAUGGAAGAAGCAGUUUGUACUGAAGGAUCCAGCUGGCGAGAGUCUUGCAAUUGGUGCAUCUGUCAAAAUGGAACAACAGCGUGUACCCAAAUAGCAUGUCCUCCUGAUUAUGUGAGUGAUGAACCUGAGUGUGAGAAUGGUUCUCACUGGAAGAUGGACUGCAACUGGUGUGAUUGUUAUAAUGGCGUGGCUUACUGUCAAAGAAAGGCCUGCUUCUCUGCAAAUCAAGCUGGCUCAACCGUUGAAGUGGAGGGAGACGCAACUUGCCUUGAAGGGUCUCGUUGGCGUCAGUCAUGUAACUGGUGUCAGUGCCUAGGGGGAAGAGGAUCGUGCACUGAGAUAGGAUGCCAAGCUGAUUACCAAACUGAGGAGGCAGAAUGUGAUGUUGGUGCUCAGUGGAAGAAGGAUUGCAAUUGGUGCACAUGUUAUGAAGGCCGUGCUAUAUGUUCUAAGUUAUCUUGUGAUGGAUUCGAAGUGCCGGUACAACAGAGAGAAGCAAACUGCACCGAAGGGUCUCGUUGGCGUCAAUCAUGCAAUUGGUGUGAGUGUCUUGGGGGAAGAGGAGAGUGUACUGCAAAUAUAUGCCUAGUUGAUUUUCAGACUGAGGCAGCAGAAUGUGAAGCUGGAGCUCGAUGGAAAAAGGAUUGCAAUUGGUGCAACUGUCGGAAUGGUCGUGCUUCUUGUUCUAAGUUAGGCUGUGUGGUGCCACAGAAUGGUGACCUUGUCUGCACGGAGGGGAAAUCAUGGAGAGAAAACUGCAAUAUAUGUCGGUGCUCAUAUGGGCGUACCAUUUGUACAACAGAACUUUGUGCUGAACCAGACGCAGCAAACCUCAAAUGCAGAGGAGAAACGAAGGAUGGUUGCAGCGUCCCAGAGCUGCCACCACAUUGUAAACUGCCCCCUGUAUCUACUGAUGGUCCAGCCUGUGAGGACCUUCUCAAUAUGAGAAUGUGGACAUAUGACUUUAUAAGUGAAAAAUGCAAGGAAACAGUUUAUGGAGGCUGUGGAAGAACAAAGAACUUGUAUGAAACAGAGGCAGAGUGUAGGGCCUCAUGCAAACUUGUCAGCAGUCUCAGAACUUAUGCAGUUGACACAAAACCUGAGAAAUGUUUCAAGAAGCAUGACAUAGGACCAUGUUUUGCAUCAUAUGUUCGCUUCGCAUACAAUGCAGAGAGUGGUCAGUGUGAAGAAUUCCUGUAUGGAGGUUGUCAGGGCAAUGCCAACAGGUUCCUUUCACUUGAAGAAUGCCAGCAAGAGUGUGGAGGAGUCACAACAGCCGCUGAAUCUUCAUGUGAUAGAUCUGAGUGCCCGUGGAAGAGAUGGGGUCAUUAUUUUACCAAGAAUUGUCUGCCCCAGUAUGAGAGAGGCUCAUGCUGCCCUACCAGCUUCUCUUGCCCAAAUGAAACUUCGUCAGACCCAAUGAACUGUUACUUCAAAGGCAAGGCUUAUGCAGUAGGUAGUAGUGUACCGGUGGACAACUCUUGCUCUGUUGGAUGCUUUUGUGCAGAAUCACGUAACCCAGGAAAUCUAGCGACGAUAGUAUGUGCUGACAUAGAUUGUCCAGGUCACUUGCAGGCUGGCUGUCGACCUCUGUACAGGCCUGGCGACUGUUGCCCCUACGACUAUGAAUGUGUUGAUCCUGACACACCACCUCAGCUGGACUCUCGUUCUCUCACCUGCAUCUGGAACAACAAAACCUAUCUUGAAGGUGAUCAAAUGUUCUUCGAUGAUCUUCCCUGCCAGGAGUGUGUGUGUAGCCCAGACUUUACAGACCCACAUGGGCUUGGGUGUUCCAGAAUAACUUGUGGGCUGGAAUUCGGGAAUGCCUAUGAAUAUUCUCAAGGCUGCGUUCCCAUCUAUUUUGAAGAAAGAUGUUGCUCAAUUGACUGGCUUUGCCCUGAUGACAACCGCAUUCUGCCACCUCAACCCAAAGAGCAGGACCCAGGCAGUGAACAUGACCAGGAAGCUGGUAUUGUGAAUGUUUGCACGUUGCCCAAGGAUUCUGGUCCAUGUGCAGAAGACACGACCCGUAUUUAUUAUGAUGCGGAGGCAUCACAGUGUAGGCAGUUCUCAUAUGGAGGAUGUGAUGGCAACAAUAAUAACUUCUUAGACUUUGAGGAGUGUCAUCAAUUGUGCAGCAAAACACCUAAACCCUCCGAGUCAGAGUGCAUUGUGGGUGGAGAGACCCCGAAGGUACCCACACCUCCACACUGUGUGAAGGUGACAGGCGUGUUGGAUCACCAGUUCCCAAACAGGAUGACCUUGCAGGUGGAAUGGUCAGCUCCUGAGUGCCCACAUGGCCACAUUGUUGCUUAUUGGGUAUUGUAUCAUGUGAAUCUACAUCAUGAUGCUAAUGGCCACACUGAAUGGACAAGACUAAGGAUCCACGGUGACCUGAGAACGCAGGCCAUUCUUGAUGGGCUAGAUCCCAUGCAGACAUAUGUUGUAGGAGUAGCAGCCCAGAAUGCCCAUGGCCACAGUGAUGUCUCACAUCAAGUGGUCUUCAGUUUAAUACCCUCAGCGGAACCAUUGGAAUGUUAUCUAGGCGUUCUUAACAUUGCACUUGGGUCAACCCUCAACACAAGUGAGUGCACAUUAGACUGCAAGUGCAUAACACCGCCAGAGGUCACAUGUGUCCAGUACAGAUCUUGCACAUUAGCUCAAGAAACCCAGGAUGCUCAGGCAUGUGCCAAGCCUUCCUGUGCCAGUGGAUGUAACACCGUUAUGGAGGCUGCAUCUGGGUGUUUCACUUGUCUGUGCAGUGAUGAAAGCUUCUCAUGUCCACCACAAACUUGCCCUGAUAAUUGCAAAACUGUUCUUGAUCUUCAAACGGGUUGUCCCUCUUGUGAAUGUUACUGCAAAUAUGACACUGAAGGGGAGCCUCUAUGUCCGAUGAACUGCUCUGUUUAUGUAUUUGUUGAUCAAGUCACAGGAUGCAAAACAUGUGAGUGUAAUCCUGAUAGCCCUGGCAGUCCAUUUUUCCACACUACAGCUGGAGAACAUCACCCCUGCCCCAAAGAUCAUAUUGAUCAUGCAUCCUGUCCUCUAAACUGCACAGUUCAUUGGGUAAUGGAUGAGAAUUUAGGUUGUGAUAAAUGUGAAUGUGUGUCAGAUGACUCCCAUAAAGUUUCUCCUCAUCUUGGUGAAAUUUGUCCUGUGGAUCACACUGGCCAGGCCCCUUGUCCCAUGGACUGUGCUAUUCGAAGGGUGGUGGAUAAGGAAACUGGCUGUGAAAUGUGUGAAUGUGAUCCAAAUAAUCCAGGUCAUCCAUUUGGUCCUCUCAUAAUUCCUCCUCCUUCUCUUGUUGAUAACUGCCCCACAGACUACACAGGUCAUGCCCCUUGUCCCAUGGACUGUGCUAUUCGAAGGGUGGUGGAUAAGGAAACUGGCUGUGAAAUGUGUGAAUGUGAUCCAAAUAAUCCAGGUCAUCCAUUUGGUCCUCUCAUAAUUCCUCCUCCUUCUCUUGUUGAUAACUGCCCCACAGACUACACAGGUCAUGCCCCUUGUCCCAUGGACUGUGCUAUUCGAAGGGUGGUGGAUAAGGAAACUGGCUGUGAAAUGUGUGAAUGUGACCCAAAUAAUCCAGGUCAUCCAUUUGGUCCUCUCAUAAUUCCUCCUCCUCCUGGCAAUAAAUGAUCUACAGAUUACAUGAACCAAGCCCGUUAUCCUAUGGGCUAUACAGCUCAUAUUGUGGUGAAUGAAGAAACAAGCUUCAAAAGGCAUGUGUGACCUAUACAGUCUGGGUCAUUCAUUUGGGCCCCACAGUGUCUGUCCCCUUUCAAAGCAUAAUUAACUUAUAAAGUAAAAGACAACAGUCUGCUUGCCUUCUUGCAUGAUGUGCCUAUGUUGUAGUACCUUAGAGUAUAGGUUUAACUUUUCAAUAUGAUUGUAAUUUUGCAAAUGCCCUUCAGGUAUCUUCAGAUUAGUGUGUGCAAUUACAAACCAUGUUGCUGUGUAAGUUUUAAUUGAGAGGCAUUUAUAUUCAUAUUAUAUUGUACACUAGCUAAAACAACUAUCUGUGCAGGUGGGGGUCGAUAUGCUAUGAAAUCGUACAUGUGACUAGUGGCAGCCCUCAUAUACCAAAAUUUAUCGUCCAUGGUCUUAUAUUGUUUCCCACAAAGUAUGCACAGAUAGUUAUUUUAGCUACUGUACAUUGAUAUAAAAUUAAAUGAAGAAUCAAGAUGAGAUGUUUAUAGUAAAAUUCAUGGUAAA
Homarus americanus (American lobster) is the source of this 5190-nucleotide messenger RNA. Its product is annotated as kielin/chordin-like protein. The transcript has 28 exons. NCBI's taxonomy places the organism in Eukaryota, Metazoa, Arthropoda, Malacostraca, Decapoda, Nephropidae. Bases 136 to 4614 code for a protein of 1492 amino acids. Gene Ontology annotation, cellular component: plasma membrane; cell surface. Gene Ontology annotation, molecular function: protein binding; serine-type endopeptidase inhibitor activity. The record is from RefSeq and is a predicted model, not a curated record.